Molecule: messenger RNA, 1618 nt
Organism: Coccidioides immitis RS
Lineage: Eukaryota; Fungi; Ascomycota; Eurotiomycetes; Onygenales; Onygenaceae
Product: branched-chain amino acid aminotransferase
Exons: 4
Coding region: 137-1390 (417 amino acids)
Biological process (GO): L-valine biosynthetic process; L-leucine biosynthetic process
Cellular component (GO): mitochondrion
Molecular function (GO): branched-chain-amino-acid:2-oxoglutarate transaminase activity
Source: RefSeq, a predicted model, not a curated record
CUUUAACAUUUCUCGAGAUACCGGCCAUCCUGUGUCGCCAAUUGCGACCCCUCUCCGCUCCAAAAUCCUCUCUGCUCUUUUUCUCACUGUGUGCGGCCCUCGCUUUUUCUUUUCCGUUCGCUUCUCCCGCUUCACAAUGAAGAACAUCCUUAGACUCAGCCGCGCAGGUGCCCGCUCCCUUUCCGGCAGCCCCUCUCACUCUCCUUUCCUCCGGUAUGCGGUCAAUGCCGCAUGGCAAAGGGGCUACAGUGCCUGGCAAUCGCCAAGCAGAAGCGAUGGCCUACCCGGCAUCGAUGCUUCGAAGCUCUCCGUUACAAAAACUACCAGCCCAAAGAAUCUUCUCCCGCCAAAAGAGCUCGUUUUUGGAUCGACUUUCACAGACCACAUGCUCCGGGUCAAUUGGAACACCAAAGAUGGAUGGUUGGCCCCAGAAAUCGUACCAUACCAGAAUCUUAGCCUUGAUCCGGCCACUUGCGUUUUCCACUAUGCCUUCGAGUGUUUUGAGGGAAUGAAAGCCUAUAAAGGCAAGGAUGGCUCUAUCAGAUUAUUCAGGCCCGAUAAAAAUAUGGCCCGACUCAACAAGUCCUCGAAACGCAUUGCGUUGCCCACCUUCGACGGUGAAACGAUGAUAAAGCUAAUUGGGGAACUUGUGAAGCUGGACAGCAGAUUUAUUCCACAGGAACGAGGCUACUCCCUAUAUCUCAGACCUACCAUGAUCGGUACUCAAAGCACGCUUGGUGUGUCUCCCCCGGGCUCGGCAAUGCUCUUCGUGAUUGCUAGCCCCGUUGGGCCGUAUUAUCCUACCGGUUUCAAAGCUGUCUCCCUGGAGGCGACGGACUAUGCUGUUCGCGCUUGGCCAGGAGGCGUUGGAGACAAGAAGCUUGGAGCAAACUAUGCGCCAUGCAUCGUCCCACAACUAGAAGCCUCUACCCGUGGAUUCCAGCAGAACCUUUGGCUUUUUGGCGAAGAGCAAUACUUGACUGAAGUCGGUACCAUGAAUCUCUUCAUUGCCAUGAAAAACAAGGAGACCGGCCAAAAUGAGCUCAUCACACCCCCGUUGGAUGGCACCAUUUUGGAAGGUGUCACCCGGGAUUCUGUGUUGACGCUCGCUCGUGAGAGACUAACACCCAAAGGCUGGAAGGUCAGCGAGCGCAAGCUCACCAUGCCCGAGCUUGCAGAGGCAGCAGACGAAGGCCGAUUGAUUGAAGUCUUCGGUGCCGGCACCGCUGCAAUCGUGAGUCCCGUUCGUAAUAUCAGCUGGAAGGGACGACUCGUCGAUUGUGGAUUGAAGAAGGACGAGGAGGCUGGCAAGAUUGCGCUCGAGAUGAAGAACUGGAUUGAAGGCAUCCAGUAUGGUGAAGAGAAGCACCCAUGGAGUGUUGAGCUUUGACGCGACUAUUGCUUCUCGGGUUAAAAUAAAAUAACGGUUGCUCGGCUACCUCCUUUUUUUACCUUUUUUUUUUUUUUUUUUUUUUUUUUUUGUUUUUGAAAUUUACUCUGGAUCUUGAAGGCUUUUCGGUAGCAUGGCUUUUAACUCUUUUUUUUUAGACUUCUGAUCCCGCAUCUACUUACCUGUCCUGAGCAUUUGGACGAUAAUUACAGAGUCACAUAAGCCUUG